Messenger RNA from Chaetomium globosum CBS 148.51, 963 nucleotides. RefSeq lists its product as uncharacterized. Lineage: Eukaryota; Fungi; Ascomycota; Sordariomycetes; Sordariales; Chaetomiaceae. The record is from RefSeq and is a predicted model, not a curated record. Bases 1 to 963 code for a protein of 320 amino acids. Gene Ontology annotation, cellular component: cytoplasm. The transcript is spliced from 3 exons.
AUGGCACCACCCGUGAAACUUCCGACCCGCAAGCUGGGCAGAGACGGCCCCGAGAUAACGGCCAUCGGCUUCGGCCUCAUGGGCCUCAGCACGGCGUACGGCUCAGUAGGCCCCGACGAAGACCGGCUCAAGGUGCUCGACCGGGCUUGGGAGCUGGGCUGCACCAACUGGGACUCGGCCGACAUGUACGGCGACAGCGAGGACCUGUUGGGCAAGUGGUUUGCGCGGCACCCGGAGCGCAGGGACGACAUCUUUCUGGCCACCAAGUUCGGGCUCACUGUGGGGGUUCGCGAAGACGGCAGCCGCGGCCUGUUGGUCGACAGCUCGCCCGAGUACUGCCGGCAGCAGUGUGAGAAGAGUCUGAAGAGGCUGGGGGUGUCAUGCAUUGAUCUGUAUUACAUACACCGCGUGGACAAUAAGACGCCGAUUGAGAAGACGAUGGCGGAGUUGGUCAAGCUACAACAAGAAAACAAAAUUCAAACACAUCGGGCAUAUCCGCCUGCUCCGCGGCCACCCUGCACCGCGCGAGCGCCAUCGCGCCCCUCGCCGCCUACCAAGUCGAGUAUUCUCCCUGGGCGCUGGAGAUCGAGGGUCCGAGAGCGCCACACCGCUGCGCGCCUGCCGCGAGCCUGGGCAUUCUCGGUGUUUGCGUACGCGCCGCUGGGGCGCGGCAUCAUGACAGGCCGGCUGCGGUCGCCCGACGAUUUCGAGCCGGGGGAUCUGCGCAGGCUGAUGCCGCGGUUUAGUGAGGAGAAUUUUGCGAAGAAUUUGUUGUUGGUGGAGCGGUUUGGUGAGAUGGCGAGGCGGAAGGGGUGCUCGCCCGGGGCAGUUGACCAUGGCGUGGUUGAUAGCGCAGGGGGAGGAUGUGAUUCCGAUUCCGGGGACCAAGAAUGUGAGGUACUUGGAGGAGAAUGUGGGCGCGGUGGGUGUGAGUGUGGAUGGGGAGGAGGAGAAGGAGAUUAG